Marchantia polymorpha subsp. ruderalis is the source of this 6648-nucleotide messenger RNA. Lineage: Eukaryota; Viridiplantae; Streptophyta; Marchantiopsida; Marchantiales; Marchantiaceae. The record is from the annotation of a GenBank genome assembly.
GACGUCACAUCGCAUCCAUGAAAAACCUGAAGGUAGUUCACCACGUCGGAAGACAUUCCCCGCACGGAGACAUCACCAACCUCGUAAAGAGCGGAUUAGAGCGGAUCAAUGGAUCUGUAGACGAGAGAGAAGUGGCAUAGGAACCUGUAGAAGGUGCCAUGCAGGUGGAGGUGAGCUGAGAGCAUAAACAGUCACGGACUAACAGUUACACCAGUCGGGUAUCAGAAACACGGUAGUCUGGCCGAUCAUCCCAUGGCAGUUGCUGGAUCCGUGAUCUAUGAUUGCCUCCAUCCGUCGACAAUUCCCAAUCGCCGUCGUAGCUUUGUCAUAAAUAAGAGAAGAUGCUAUGACCAUCAGAACUUACAGGCAAUGUACAGUACAGUAUUAAAACUUCCUUUGCUUCGGCCCUGACAAGUACAGAGUAGCAGCCGUUUGCGACAGACAUUCGUUUGUGUCAGAAUUCGCAGACAGUAGGAAGGUCAUGCGGCGAUGAGCGACGCAUGUUUCCGUUCGUCCGUCUGUGCGACUCAAAGUUGCAAUCAGUACAUACUGUACAGCACGAGCCGCAAAGCCAAGUCAGGCACGUGAGUGAGUUCACAAUUAAUUGCACGAAGUUCAGGAUCCAUCGAGAGUUCAGUUCACCCGCGCGUUCUACAAUCGAUGUGGAGGACGGUGACGAUUCCCCAAGAGCAAGAGGCCCGAGGAGAAGCUGGCGCUUGUGAAAUAAUGGCCUUCAAGCAGCUGCGUUCCGAAGAAGAGCCUGCAUCGGUGCUCGGGCAGGUGGAGUUCGUUCGUGGCGGUAAAGGAAGGAGCGACCGCCGGUGACGGGACGGGACGGGACGCCUUGUCCGAGAGAGAGAUGCCGACAGCGACUAGGCCGAAAGGAUGGAUGGGUGGUCGGUCGGUCGAUGCCGAUUGUUGGUCAGUUGUCUGGUCUGGUCGGGGUGAAGAUGACGAUGACGCAUGGCUCGUGAGUGCGGGACUUGUUCGAGGUGUGUGACGCAGUGCCCGACUGGGAGACUUAUCGGGUUGGGUUGGGCGCCCAAUUUGCCGAGGUGGCCAGGUCUGUAAAGAAUGGUGACUUCGCAAGCUUCCCUUUCAGCUUCAUGGCGCCCAGAAGCUUGGCGAGUUCGAGUUUGAAGAGCGACACCAAAGUGAACCCUUUGCAGGCCGAGGAUAUGUACAUCCGAAGGCCGCAGCAUGACCAGUCUGGGUCCACUUGUUCCCAGAAAGCCAGGUUUCCUCGGGCGAGCGCAGACGAGAAUUCUGCGACAUCUAAACCACGCUUGGAAGGCUUUUGCAGAGGAUCGUGGUGGGAUGUCGAUAUUGUUCAACAACGCGAUAAGUACUUUCUCGCGAAGUUCCUGUCACCAUUGACUGGUGAAGAAGAUGCAUGGCUUCCAUUGAACAACCUCAGGCUGAAGAACAGGAAGUCUGAUGACUGGGACUGCAACCUUCUCAAAAGAGGAAUGGAUGUCUCCGUCAUGUGUACCCAUCCCGAUCAGAAGGAGCUCAAGCUGCAUUCCAGGGCUUUAUAUGAUGCGAAGAUCGUCCAUAUCGCGAAAGCUACUCAUAAGUUUGAAUGUACUUGCAAAUUUCACGUAAGGUUUUACUGUGUAAGUACGGAAGAUCCCAUCGGGCUCACUAGGGAGAGGCUUUUGCUCAACCAUCCUUCCGCAUCCAGGGAUGUAACCAUUUCAACUGUGACUAUCCUACAACAGCCAGGGAUUGUGCCGUUUUACGAGAUCCUGAAAUCUCACCUGUCGAAGAAGUGGAUCCAAGCGGGCAGGUGGUCGAACGAUGCAUUUUUUCUGAGAGAAACAAAGCUCAAUCUUCAUGUUCCUCCGGAUUGUGGAGAAAACAGGUUGUAUGAUGACGAUGAAGACGACGGUCUUGACGAAGCUUUGCUUGCUACUGGUGCCACUAGGUUAGACAAGCCUGAAGCGUUCACAUAUUCCUUCAGAGUGCAGCAUUCACGAGAGCAGGCGACCAAGGAAAAUCCAGUUGACCAGGAUAGACCAUACGCUAAUUUCAGAGAGCCCCCCGACCCGCCACAGAAGAAUCGUGGCGACCAUUUCACAGUCACAGCUGGUGACCCCGGUGUGAAGGAUAACUCUGCUUCUGAACCUGAUAUUUGCUCGGUGGGUGUGCUGCCUGAGAGCCGUGGAGUCAAACCUGUGUUUGACAAGGAAAUUCCGCAAACGGUCAGGUCUGGAGUGAAAAGAGCAAGGGAUGAUAUUCCACAUCUUUCGAAGAAUCCUCAGGAGGCGAGUGUCAAGCAGGUUAAGAAGAAGAGUACGAGCCAACCGAACGAAGGGAGAGAACUCUACGAGAGAGAAGUUUACCGGAGAUGUAAUGAAAACAGGCAGUCAAGCGAAAUCUCUUCUGAGAAAGGGAACUUCGAGGAUGAGAUGGUAGAUAUAGGAGGUGGAAGCAGUGACGAGGAUGACUUGAGUAUUCAAGCACCGGCGAAGACAAGUUAUGGCAUCAAUCCGCAGAAUUCAGGGGGAAGAUGUGACAACGCAGUGCAGAACCAAGGGCAUCCGUAUCCACCAUUGUCGAAGACAAUUGAAAGCAAGAGGUUGCGGAGAUCAAGGAGAAGAUGUGACGAUGCUUUACAGAACCAGGACUCUGCCUAUUCUCCUCCGUUGAAGAAGGUUGAUGGCAAGAAUCUCCGGACAUCAGGGAGAAGGGUUGACGACGCUGGGCAGAAACAGGGCCGUCUUUAUACACCACCGGUGACGACAAAUGAUGGAAAGAGUCUGCAUACUUCAGGGAGGAGAUCUGACGAGGGUCUGCGGAAACGAGGGCGUCCUAGGCAAAACGCGGAAGGGAGCCCUACAAAAAUCAAACCUGAUGCGGGAUUUAAGUCGACAAAUCAAGCGGAUAUUUCAGGUGUGAGCUUAGCAACCAAGGAGGAUGAAGAUGUUGAUUGUGAAAUACUUGAGACCGAUCCCACCAUCAUGGCUCGUCUCACAGAACAAUCAAAGUCACUGAAGGGUAGACAGAAGAAGACUGAAGUUUGCAUCGAUAAUGAGACAUUCGAUAAGCCCAAGAAUCCUUUAAGUCGACUCAGACCUCGAAACUCUGGAAAGAAGCAAACUUUUGGCACCGGAGGCAAUAUCCCAGGGAGUCAUCGUCAACCUGUUCUCAAGCCCACGUUAGGGAAAGAAGGUGGCCAGGUGCCCUUAUACAUGGAUCUUCUGGUAGAUAAUCUUGUUCCGGAAAACGAGACGGAGGAGCAGGUGGAUGAUAUCAGUAAGGGGCAGGGGCAGGCGAAGAAACCAAAGUGCGGCAUGAAUGAAGACUGGGAUCCUACAAGUUUCAAAUAUGAUAUACCUACACUAGAGGAGAAGCAAGCAGAACUGCAACAACAACAACAACAACAACAACAAGAAGAAGAAGAAGAAGACGAAGAAGAAGAACAACAAGAGAAACCACCUAUUGCGGACUGUCCGAGUGACUUAAUGGAGCGGGAAGCAGAUGAGGAAGUUGUGACUCUAGAUGUUGAUCCAGAAGGGGAAGGUUCUUUAUGCAAAGAGCAUGACCUCUAUUUAAAGGAAGAUGUGGGAAUGAUUUGUAAAUCAUGUGCGUUGGUGGUGAUCAGUAUCGAGAAUCUGGUCCCAUCUCUGGGUAUUAGGCAACCCCGUCACUGUGGAGAGGCGAGUGACUGGGAUGCUGGAACGAAGUCUCCAGAUCACUUCCAGGAGACAGCAGAAUAUCAAAAGCUCCAGGCUGAAAAGGAUGUGACUUGGAUGAGUUCAUGUAAACUUCCGCCACGUAUUCAGAAUUCCAUGCAUCCUCACCAGAAGGACGGCUUUGCGUUCUUAUGGAGGAAUCUUGCGAUUGGAGAAGGAAAUAAUCGAACCAUGAGGGAGGACAGAAACACAGGUUGCAUAUUGUCUCAUGCUCCUGGCACAGGCAAAACCUUUUUGGUCAUUGCCUUCUUACAGAGUUAUAUCAAUAACUUCCCAACGUGCAGACCGUUGAUUGUGGCACCGAAAAUAAUGUUGCGUCAAUGGGAGAAGGAAUUCGAGCGAUGGAAGUCCGACAUCUCUGUGUAUAUUUUGAACACUGCGAGAGAAUCUGGCAAGAGACUGCUACAAAUGCACGAAGACGCUGGCGUCAUCAACAGCAAAAAUCUCCACCUGAGUUCAAAAAGGCUUCUCGAUACUUUCAGACUUGCCAUGCUCUACGAGUGGAGCAAAAACAGGAGUGUGAUUAUCGUUAGUUAUAACCUUUUCGCAUGCUUGACUGAUGAAAAUCGGGAUCAUCUCUCUCCAGAGGGUGAGGCGGUUCGUAAGACCCUGUUGGAAAAGCCAAGUCUUCUUAUACUGGAUGAGGGCCAUUUUCCAAGGAACAAGGGUACGAGGAUUCGUAAAUCAUUAAUGAGCGUAAAGACCAACGUUCGAAUUCUUCUGUCCGGGACUUUGUUUCAAAACAAUUUCGAAGAGUUGUUCAACACUCUCUACUUAGUGCGACCAGGUUUUGUUGAAGGUUUUGCCAGCUUUGUUCCAAACUGCACGGAUGAAGACGGACAGCCUAAUGUGAAGAAAUUUUCGGACAUAGAAGACGUUACUAAGGAAGCAGAGAAAAUAGCUCGAAAGCUGUUUGUGGAAGAGGUUGGACUGAAAAUUGAACAAGGACAAAGCAGCAAGGCACGCUCCGAUGAUCUGGAUUACGGGCUCGAGAGGUUAGGGGCUCUUACAACAGAAUUUGUUCAUCACCACACUGGAGGGGUGCUGGAAGCUUUACCUGGAUUGAGGGAUUUUGCUGUUAUAUUGAAACCAACGCAACAGCAGUCCAGUAUAUUGGAGUUACUCCAGAAAUACUUUCACAAACCUAAUCAGUAUUUGGAAAGGGAGAUAGCUGUGUCGCAAACCAGUAUACAUCCGAUUUUGGUCAACACCCUCGAGUUCACCAGAUCCUUGGGCAUAUUCAACGAUUUCAGGGAGCAGAAGCUUGGAGCGUCAGCAGGUUCAGGCUCAGUUACUGGUCCUGCUUCCGGCUUGUCGAAGAAGGAAGCAAAGGACCCGAGUGACGGAGUAAAGACAAAGUUUGUCUUCGACCUGCUUUGUUAUAGCAAGCCAGCAAAGGAGAAGGUUUUGAUAUUCAGCCAGCAUCUUACCCCUCUUGAGCUCCUUGCGGAAAUGUUCGUAACUCAGUUUAGGUGGCGUGAGACUUAUGAAUAUCUCAAACUUGAUGGACAGUUGUCCUUAGAUGAGCGAGCGAAGAUUAUUGAGAAAUUUAACAAUCCCAGUAGUGAGGCAUGUGUUCUCCUUGCGUCCACAAAAGCGUGUGGAGAAGGCGUUUCUCUGAUUGGAGCUUCAAGGGUAGUGUUCUUGGAUGUUUUAUGGAACCCAGCAGUUAUCAAGCAAGCGAUGAGCCGAGCUUUCAGAUUGGGUCAAAAGAAAAUAGUGUAUGUUUACAGGCUGAUAGCAUCAGGGACUAUCGAGGAGCACAAGUAUAAGAAGGCAAUAAGGAAGGAUUGGCUGUCACGCUCUAUCUUUAGCGCAUCACAAGGGGAAGGCCUCAAAGCAUCGGAGAUAAAUCGAGAAGUAAGGAAGUCUCUCGGUAUCAUUGACGACAAGGGAGAGGAUAUAAAACCCUCUGGAGCUACUAUUUUUGCGAAAGCAGCCCAAGAGCAAGAGGUGCUUGAUGCUAAUCAUGCGACAGGGGUCACGAGAUCAGUUGAACAAGGGGACGAAGGUGUACAUAGGUUGAGAAAAAUUCAAGAAUUGCUAGCCUGGGAGGUUGAUGUGGCAAUCUGCAAGGACGUUAUGCUUGAAAAGAUCUUGGGAAAGGACAAAGUAGAGAGGAAAACGUUUUUGAAGGUGAUUGAGCACGGUUCUGACUUUCGUGAUGAGAACAUACCAUUCGGUCCGGAUGCAAGAGAGUGGUUCUUGGAGGGCAUGGAAGACAAUGAGCCUCUGGAUAUGAAAGAAGUUAACGAUGAGGCUUAUCCCGCCAUCCUAAGCGACUCAGAUGAAGAUGAUAUGUAGAUCUGCAGUCGUAGAAUUUAUAUAGUAACCUCAGCACUCGUCCAGAUGAAGAAUAUUGUAUAUGGCUGCUUAAGUAUUGGAAGACAAAAUAGAGAGCUUGUGGUUUCGCAUCCCCUGUCCAAGAGACGAUCGUAUUGUAAAAUUUAGAAACUCGUGCUCGUCUGAGUGUUCUAGAGAGUGCUUGGUAUGUUCAUUGGGAGUAUUUUAGCACAUACUUGUUCAGAGAGUUUUAGGUUUACACAUUGUGGAUGUGAUGCUACGAAGAAAUAGAAUAUUUUCAUACCUUAAUAUUUCGAACAGCUUACUGUAUUUUGGUGCAGAGACGGUGUAGAGUACUUUCUUACCUAAAUACCUCGAACAGCACACUGUAUUUUGUAUUUUGGAGCAGAGACGGUGUGGCAUGAUAGCCAUUCUGAAACUUAUAUUGUAACAGCUUUGGAGUUUUGUCUUGUUAUCAAACUAGCUGGUGAAACCUGAAAGCUUGAUUUCAGUGAGUAGCUCCAAGUUUACUGUAGAUAUACGAACCCCAGAUUUAAAACAUGACGGUGCAAUAAGUCUCGACUCAUGUACAUACAAUUAUAUGCGGAUAUUGUUUUCUCGAUCACUAGGACAUUGUAGUGAUCGAGGAUUAUGUUAAUUCAGUUAU